AGAGUGUAUGUUCGAAUGACUUUCGAUAAAUAAUAAAUAGCAUCAAAGAAGAAACCUGAAAGACACGUACACAUCUUUCGAGCGGACUCUCUUUCCGUCUUCGUCCUCGUCGUCGCUCAUCAAGAUGAAGAGGAAAGUUGAUAAUGAUUUCUCGGUUUCUUCCUCUGCAACCAAGAUUCGUCGUCUGGACGCCGAUUUGCCGCCGAUUCAGCCAGCCGAAGUUUCUCAGCAACCUCCGAUUACUCCGGAAUUUCCAUCCCCAGCAUCGGAAAACCAGGAGAGGGCUCUUGUGUUGUUCAAGCCCGUUAAUCACUCUCCAUUUUUCUCUCCGUCAUCUUUCUCUUUCACCGUCGAUUCUGACGUUGUUUCGGCGAUUAACAAUCAACGUCCUUGGUUGAGACAAACUGUAGAGGAAGAAGCAAUAUGCAGGGACGAGAAUAAUCGCAACCGUUUGGCUCUUGUGCCAUGGGAACCCUCCCAAUUCCGUUCUGCACUAAGUGCUCAAGAUUCAAACACGGACUCGAUGGAAUCUGAACAAAUGGGAGAAGAAGCAUCCAUGGACAUUGAAGAACAAGAUUAUAACAACUCAUCUAUACACCAAACAACAAUACAUGGUGAAUUAACGGGUACCGAGGGGUUGCAGCCAUGGCAGCAACAGCACUGCUUGAUACCGCAGCUUCCUCAGAAUACUUCCACUCCCAUUUCAUGGACCUGGUAACAAGUGACAGUGAUAAAUGGGUUGCCACUGUUUGUUUAUUCCAUUUUUUUUGGGGAACGGUUUAGUGGCAGGAGAUUAUAGAGCGAAUAUGGUAGAUUAUUAGAGUGUUUUCUAGAGAAGGUGAACUGGGUUUCACUCGCUGUACACUUUUUGCUUGAAUUUACUAAGCCCUCUGUUCCAUGUCAGAUUCGUGUUCAUCUUCUGGGAUGCGAAUUGGGAACCUUGUAUCACAAAUUGUGCAGUGCAGUGAAGUGAUGUAAAUUAGUGCCUUUUUUGGGUCAAACCAUCUUAAUUCUAAUUCGAAUUAAAAUGAGCAGCUUUGUCAGCUA
Molecule: messenger RNA, 1047 nt
Organism: Prosopis cineraria
Lineage: Eukaryota; Viridiplantae; Streptophyta; Magnoliopsida; Fabales; Fabaceae
Exons: 3
Coding region: 125-718 (197 amino acids)
Source: RefSeq, a predicted model, not a curated record